CUUUCUACUAAGUGUUGUCAUCGUUCCGCUGUUGUGUGCAUUAUUCUCUCUGUUCAAAGCCUAAAUGCUCUAGGAAUGAGUGAGUCACAACCACCGCAUGUUGUACUCAGAUGGAAUGGGGAGGGAUGAACUUAUUUAUAGAGGACUGUUGCAGGGCAACGUCAGUUCAGAGAACUGUUAGAAUAUGUGUCUCUUCAAACACAAUGGACUUCAAUGGAACUCAGUGAGGUUGUAUCCUCUGCACUUACAUCAGGCAAGGUCAGUGCCGGUACAUUUAUUGUGCAGAUUAUCCAUUGUUGCUGUAGCCAUUUGCUCUAGCGAUGGGGUCUACUGUGGAAAGUUAUUUACUGACCUCUAUUCUCUCUCUCUCGUUCUCUUUCUUUCUCUCCAGGACAAUCCUCUCAUCCUGCAGUCAGACAGGAAUGUGACGGUGAACGCGAGAAAUGACCUUGGUCAGCUAACAGGACAACUCACUGUGGGCUCGGAGAUGGUGGAGGCCCAGUGUCAGAGGUUCGAGGUGAGGAGUCCUGACGGGGAGCGGGUGCUCUUCUCCGCUGACGAGAAGGAGAUCAGCAUCGGCACGGAGAAACUGAGGGUGACAGGGAACGAAGGCGUUGUCUUCGGACAUUCAGUGGAGACAUCCCACAUCAGAGCAGAACCUUUCCAGGAUCUCAAGCUGGAGUCUCCCACCAGGACCCUGAGUCUGGAGGCUCCCAGAGGGGUGGAGGUCAACGCCGGGGUGGGCGACUUCAAGGCCUCCUGCCGGAAAGACCUGUUGCUCCAGUCGUCAGAAGGAGAGAUCUUUUUAGAUUCCACCACAAUUCGGCUGGGGAACAUUCCUCACGGGACAGCGGCGGACCCGCUGCACGGGGCGCCGGGCACCACGUACCCCAAACAGACUGUGUACGAGCUGUGCGUGUGCCCAAGCGGCAAGCUCUACCUGUCCCCGGCUGAGAAGGGCUCCACCUGCCAGACGACCAGCAACGUGUGUCUGUGGAGCUGAGAGAGGGGGGGCAGCGGACCGCUGAACACCAGAAAGGCCUUCCCCUCGUUAGGAUCCCAGUCCAGGAUACCAGGAGCCCAACAGACCCUGAUCCCCAUCCAUACUGAUCCCCAUCCAUACUAAACCCCAUCCAUCGAUAGAUCUACUUUCUUUGACAGACAUUCUUCAUUUAUUUUCUUUCUCUGUGGUGUUCACUCUCUCUUUCUGUCUCUUUCUCAUCUCCCUCUCUCUUUCUGUCUCUCUCUCCUCUCUUUCUCUUUCUGUCUCUUUCUCAUCUCUCUCUCUCUUUCUGUCUCUCUCUCCUCUCUCCUCUCUUUCUGUCUCUCUCUCCUCUCUUUCUCUUUCUGUCUCUUUCUCAUCUCCCUCUCUCUUUCUGUCUCUCUCUCCUCUCUUUCUCUUUCUGUCUCUUUCUCAUCUCUCUCUCUCUUUCUGUCUCUCUCUCUCCUCUCUUUCUGUCUCUUUCUCAUCUCCCUCUUUCUUUCUGUCUCUUUCUCAUCUCCCUCUCUCUUUCUGUCUCAUCUCCCUCUCUCUUUCUGUCUCUCUCUCAUCUCCCUCUCUCUUUCUGUCUCUCUCCUCUCUUUCUGUCUCUUUCUCAUCUCCCUCUCUCUUUCUGUCUCUCUCCUCUCUUUCUGUCUCUUUCUCAUCUUCCUCUCUCUUUCUGUCUCUUUCUCAUCUCCCUCUCUCGUUCUGUCUCUUUCUCAUCUCUUUCUGUCUCUUUCUCAUCUCCCUCUCUCUUUCUGUCUCUUUCUCAUCUCCCUCUCUCGUUCUGUCUCUUUCUCAUCUCUUUCUGUCUCUUUCUCAUCUCCCUCUCUCUUUCUGUCUCUUUCUCAUCUCCAUCUCUCUUUCUUUUUUCUCGUCUUCCUUCUUUCUUUGUAUUACUCUUCCUUUCCGUCAGUUGUUAUUUCUUUCUCUAACCCUCUCUGUCGUUCUCUCUCCUGCUCUCUUUCUCCUCCCUUCAUCAUCUCUCUCUCACAGUCCUCCCAAACAAAGAAGAAAAAUCAGGAAUCCCUUGAAAAAUGAGGCUUGGGGAUAAAGCCCCUUCUUCCAAAAUUUUGAUGGAACAAAAAAACGAUAUAAAGUGACAAUUUGUUUCCUCUGUUUUUUUCUAUUUUUCUAUCGUUCUCAGAUGGAGAGUGUUGCGCCAGCGCCGGGUCGAACUUGAACCGAGAGAUUUGCGUGGACUGAUUUGUUUUUCUAAGAAAGCGAUACACAGGUGCCUUUGCUAUUGUUGGUAAAGCACAUCACCUCCAACGUUCUCAUCCUCUUCAGUGGAUCAUCGUUAACUCACUGGAAAACUGGCUUUGGCUUAUGCCUUGUCCAAAUCUCUACACAGACUUCAAGUACACUUCUUUUUUCCCCUCUGAUGUUUUCUUGAUAAAAAAAGCACAAAAUUAUGCCAUGUAUAUAACAAUACCAAUAAAAUGAAAAAUAAAACAA
Molecule: messenger RNA, 2440 nt
Organism: Salvelinus fontinalis (brook trout)
Lineage: Eukaryota; Metazoa; Chordata; Actinopteri; Salmoniformes; Salmonidae
Product: zeta-sarcoglycan-like
Exons: 5
Coding region: 185-1003 (272 amino acids)
Biological process (GO): heart contraction; cardiac muscle tissue development
Cellular component (GO): sarcolemma; sarcoglycan complex
Source: RefSeq, a predicted model, not a curated record